Molecule: messenger RNA, 273 nt
Organism: Gongylonema pulchrum
Lineage: Eukaryota; Metazoa; Nematoda; Chromadorea; Rhabditida; Gongylonematidae
Source: the annotation of a GenBank genome assembly
GCACGACUUGUUGCUUCUGCAUGUCGACAUCAUUUGGGUUCCGAAAAUCCCCGAGCAUUGUACCUCUGUGCAACACUUGCAGCAAAAGAUGAAUCAACUGUUAAGGAUGCCGAAAAACUUUUAGAAAAGACAACAGUGAACAGCCGUCUGCAUCAUUUGCUUGGCGAUUUUUUGACGAAAAUGAAUCGACCGAUUGAUGCAUGUCAUCAGUACAGGUUGGAAUCCUUAGUUACAUGGAAAUUGCUGUUUGAAUUAUAUCGAUUGUAUCGUUAG